Phytophthora nicotianae INRA-310 is the source of this 495-nucleotide messenger RNA. RefSeq lists its product as hypothetical. Bases 1 to 495 code for a protein of 164 amino acids. The transcript has 2 exons. The record is from RefSeq and is a predicted model, not a curated record. NCBI's taxonomy places the organism in Eukaryota, Oomycota, Peronosporomycetes, Peronosporales, Peronosporaceae.
AUGCGUCUGAGCCGCAGUCUUUUCCUACUUUUGAUGGUGGCGCUACUUUCACGCGCUAAAGGCGCCUUAAGUAAAAACGUAAACAACCUCAAGUUGGCGGCGACGACCACGAUCCUCGAAUCCUCCUCCAAGCAAAAUACACGGCUCUUGAGAGCGUACGAGGCGGACGAUGCCGACAGCGAGGAGAGAGCACCGACUCUUACGGGUGUCUUUUCGGAUAAAGAGCUUGCACCUAAGGCUGCCGCCAAGCUGAUUAAGAGCAAGUCUCUUUCGAGAACGGCUUUAAUGACCAUGGACGAUGUAGACGACGAUCUUGCUCUCUUAACAACGAUGUGGGUACGCAACCUUGGUGUGCUCAAGAAACUCGAAGAAGUGGGAUACACCCCAAUCUCUCUAGCUGCAAAGCUCAACGUCAACACGAAGCCCCAGUCCUUGACUAAAACUCAGCUGGCAGACAAAUACUGGAAGUCGGCUCACCCCGGCAAUGCCAACUAA